AUGGUUCAAUCCUCCGUUCUCGGCUUCCCUCGCAUGGGACGCCUGCGAGACCUGAAGAAGGCCAACGAGGCCUACUGGGGCGAGAAGCUGUCCCGCGACGACCUCAUCGCCGAGGGCAAGAGGCUGCGCGAGGAGCACUGGAAGAUCCAGAAGGACGCCGGCGUCGACGUCAUCCCCAGCAAUGACUUCGCCUUCUACGACCACGUCCUCGACCACAUCCAGCUCUUCGGCGCCGUCCCAGAGCGCUACAGCAAGCACAGGCUGCACCCAUUGGACGAGUACUUCGCCAUGGGCCGUGGUCACCAGAAGGGCAACGUCGAUGUUCCCUCCCUCGAGAUGGUCAAGUGGUUCGACUCCAACUACCACUACGUCAAGCCCACUCUGCAGGACAACCAGACCUUCACCCUCACCGAGAACCCAAAGCCCAUCGCCGAGUUCAACGAGGCCAAGGCUCUAGGCAUCACCACCCGCCCCGUCAUCCUCGGUCCCGUCUCCUUCCUGGCCCUCGGUAAGGCAGACCGUGGCCAGAGCGUCGACCCAAUCACUCUCCUCGACAACCUUCUCCCCGUCUACGAGGAGCUCCUCACCAAGCUCAAGGCCGCCGGUGCCGACACGGUCCAGAUCGACGAGCCCGUCCUCGUUUUCGACCUGCCAUCCAAGGUCCGCCAGGCUUUCAAGCCUGCCUACGAGAAGCUCACUGCUCUCCAAGGCAACAAGGGCCCACAGCUCGUCCUCGCCACCUACUUCGGUGACAUCGUCCACAACUUUGACGUUGUCGACGCUGCCUUGACCGGCACCUACGCUCUGCACGUCGACUUGGUCCGCCACCCGGAACAGCUCGAGAAGGUCAUCCAGCACCUCGGCCCCAAGCAGAUUCUCUCGGCCGGUGUCGUCGACGGCCGUAACAUUUGGAAGACCAAGUUCAAGAGCGCCAUUGAGCUGCUCGAGAACGCCAUCCAGAAGCUUGGCAAGGACCGUGUCAUCGUGGCUACCUCCAGCUCUCUCCUCCACACUCCACACACCCUCGCCAGCGAGAAGAACCUCGACGAGGAGGUUCGCGACUGGUUCUCCUUCGCCAGCGAGAAGGCCGUCGAGGUCGCCAUUCUCGCCAAGGCUGUCAACCAGGGCCCAGACUCCGUCCGCGCCGAGCUCGAAGCCAACGCCAAGAGCCACAAGUCACGUGCCGAGUCCAAGAGGACCAACGACCCCGCCGUCAAGGAGCGCAUUUCCAAGGUUCAGAAGUCCGACUACGAGCGCAAGAGCCCUUUCCCCACCCGUAUCGCCGCGCAGAAGGCCCACCUCAACCUGCCGGAAUUCCCAACUACCACCAUCGGCUCCUUCCCUCAGACCAAGGACAUCCGUAUCAUGCGCAACAAGUUCACCAAGGGCGAGAUCACACCCGAGGAGUAUGAGAAGUUCAUUGAGAAGGAGAUCCAGGACUGCGUCUCCAUCCAGGAGGAGCUGGGUCUCGACGUCUUCGUCCACGGUGAGCCAGAGCGUAACGACAUGGUCCAGUACUUCGGUGAGCAGCUUUCCGGCUACGUCUUCACCACCCACGCCUGGGUGCAGUCUUACGGCUCGCGAUGCGUCCGUCCACCAAUCCUCGUCGGUGACGUCUCUCGUCCCAAGCCAAUGACCGUCAAGGAGAGCAAGUACGCCGCCAGCAUCAGCAAGAAGCCCAUGAAGGGUAUGCUUACUGGCCCAAUCACUUGCUUGCGAUGGUCCUUCCCUCGUGACGACGUCCACCAGUCCAUCCAGGCUGCUCAGCUCGCCCUCGCCCUCCGCGACGAGGUCGUCGACCUCGAGAAGGCCGGCGUCAACGUCAUCCAGGUCGAUGAGCCAGCUCUGCGUGAGGGUCUUCCCCUCCGUGCCGGCGCUGAGCGUGAGAAGUACCUCCAGUGGGCCGUCGACAGCUUCAAGCUGUCCACUGCUGGUGUCGAGGACUCCACUCAGAUCCACUCUCACUUCUGCUACUCCGAAUUCCAGGACUUCUUCCACGCCAUCGCCGCCCUCGAUGCCGACGUCCUCUCCAUCGAGAACAGCAAGUCGGACGCCAAGCUCCUCAAGGUCUUCAUCGACGAGGCCUACCCCCGUCACAUUGGCCCAGGUGUCUACGACAUCCACAGCCCACGUGUGCCAUCGGAGCAGGAGAUCCGCGACCGCAUCUCGGAGAUGCUGCAGUACCUCAAGCCCGAGCAGCUCUGGAUCAACCCUGACUGUGGUCUCAAGACCCGUCAAUGGAAGGAGACCAAGGCCGCUCUGACCAACAUGGUCAACGCCGCCAAGUACUUCCGUGAGCAGCACGCCAAAUAG
Molecule: messenger RNA, 2313 nt
Organism: Lecanosticta acicola
Lineage: Eukaryota; Fungi; Ascomycota; Dothideomycetes; Mycosphaerellales; Mycosphaerellaceae
Source: the annotation of a GenBank genome assembly